AUGCCUUUCAUCGAAGACUGGAUAACGCAUCCGAUGACAAUUAUUAAUCGGUUGCAUGAAAAAUCACCAGAUACAUUUGAAAAUGAUGUACGAAAUUAUUUUCAAACAAAUAUUGAUAAUCCAACUUUUUAUAAAGAAAUUCCAUCAUUGAAUGAUCGAGAUGAUGAACAUCCAUUACCAUCAGGUUGUCUCGUACGUUAUCGAGCUAUGAUACAAGAUAUGGCGGAUGAUGAAAUUUAUUGUACUAACUAUAAAGUUCGUUCGAAUGAUUAUCAACAAACUGAAAUUGAAAAAUCAGCUAAAUAUACAGAUUUAUUCGUAUGUCCACCUGGAUAUAGUGUUGUUGAACAAGAACCACCACGAGAAAAAUUUAGUUCACGUCAAUGUUUCUUAUGUAUUCCAGUUCCAAAUGAAACUCAAUGGGUUAAAGAUGCUUAUCGACAUUAUUUUGGUGAAGAAUUUACAAUGCAUAAGAGAUCUAUUGAUAAUCAUGAUAAUAUUCAAGAAUUGUUAUCACCUAUGAAACGAUUGAAAACAACAACAGAAACAAAUAAUGAUAACAGUGAUACAACAGCAAAAGCAGAAUCAGUCAAACCAAUCGCAAAAUCAGGAUAUAUCGUUAAAGUUUAUGACACGACUGAAGAAAUUUUACUUAAUACAAUGGUUGAAUUUAUUGGAAUUUAUUAUGAUCAUGGUGUUGUUAAAGCUGAUAAUAUUCCAACAAAUGAUGAAAUGGAUCAAGAGCAAAUGCCACCAAUAAAAACUAUUCAUUGUAUUCAAUAUAAAAAAUUAGCUCAUAUUAAUCCACUUUUACAUCAUCAACCAACUAUUGAAUUAGAUCAAAUUUCAAUAUCUCGUCAAUAUAUUCUUUCAUUAUUUGAGUCUAUUUUUCCAAAUGAUAAACUUCUUUGUGAAUAUUUAUUAUUACAUCUUAUUUCACGUACAUAUGUUCGUCAACCAUCAUCAGCUUAUGGUAAAUUAUCAUUAAAUCUAUCUCAUAUAUCAACUGAACAAUUCAAUUCACUUGAACAAUUACUUCAAACAAUUUUAUCACUUCAUUCAAGUCUUUCUAUUACAAUUAGUAAAUUAAAUGCAAUGCAAUUAAUGCCAAAUAAAAAUGUUACGAAAGAAGAUGACAAUGAAAAUCAAUUAAUGCAAACACCAUUACAACUUCCAUUUAAUUCACAUUUACUCAUCGAUGAAACUAAAAUGGAAUGUGGACAAUUAACAACACUUGGUCUCAAUAAUAUAAAACUACUUCAAGAACUUCUUCGUCAACAAACAUUAAAAUAUGAAUUUCAUAUUUAUCAACUUGAUUAUGAAUGUGAUAUACGAUGUUUAGUUAUUUCAUCGACCAAAUCAAUUUUACCCUGUGAUGUUUAUGUUCGUUAUGAAUCUGAACAAGAAAUAAAUCAAAUAACAUUUCCACAUUUUACAAAAGAACAAAUCGAUCAUAUACGUCGAUAUUUAACAUAUAUUAGUCAACAACUUGAACUUGAUCAAACAAUUAAUGAUACAUCGUCAGAUAUAAAUACAUAUAUACAAGAAGAUUUUGUUAAUAUGCGUAAACAAAAAUUAUUAACAAAUCUUGAUGAUUUUCAUUUAUUACUUGUACUUGCUAGAUUAGAAACUUUAUCUCAUGGUGAAAAUAUUUUAACACAAACUCAUUGGAAUCAGGCUAAAAGUCUUGAAUUUACACGACGUCAACGUAUGAAUAUCUAG
Messenger RNA from Adineta steineri, 1722 nucleotides. The record is from the annotation of a GenBank genome assembly. Lineage: Eukaryota; Metazoa; Rotifera; Eurotatoria; Adinetida; Adinetidae.